Messenger RNA from Gambusia affinis (western mosquitofish), 8215 nucleotides. RefSeq names its product Ras converting CAAX endopeptidase 1a (gene rce1a). The record is from RefSeq and is a predicted model, not a curated record. The transcript has 8 exons. NCBI's taxonomy places the organism in Eukaryota, Metazoa, Chordata, Actinopteri, Cyprinodontiformes, Poeciliidae. Gene Ontology annotation, cellular component: endoplasmic reticulum membrane. Gene Ontology annotation, biological process: CAAX-box protein processing. Gene Ontology annotation, molecular function: metalloendopeptidase activity. The coding region runs from base 163 to 1101 and encodes 312 amino acids.
GAUGACGCAGUUAGAAAGCGCCGAGUCGCCAGUAGUUGAACUAACAAGUAUAAAAGAGUUUUGACAGAUUCUUCUAAUUUGUGCUGAUGUUGGCGCGUGCCAGAUGGUCCAGGAUCCAGCCCGGCUCUGCUUAGUGCUCCUUCUUCACCUGUGUGAGCCAUCAUGGCGGAGGAGGAAGGCAUUGUGACAGAGCAGAUGGAUGAGGCUCCGGGUGGACUGUGCUGGCUGUCAGUGCUGUCCUGCCUACUGCUUGCCUGCUGCUAUGUUGGCAGUUUAUAUGUCUGGAGGAGCGACCUGCCCAGGGACCAUCCUGCGGUGAUAAAGAGGCGCUUCACCAGCGUCCUGGUCGUGUCGGGCCUUUCGCCUCUCUUUGUUUGGGCAUGGAGAGAAUUCACAGCAGUCAAGACUGUCUCACCAUUGUUGGCCCUCUUGGGCAUUCGGCUUGACGGUUUUAUUCCUGCGAUUGUUCUUCCUCUGCUGCUGACUAUGGUCCUGUUUCUGGGCCCACUAAUGCAGCUGUCCAUGGACAGUCCCUGGAGCUUCAUAGAUGGUGUUCGUGUGGUGCUUGACCCGUGCUUCUGGACGCUGUGCCUCAGCGACAUGCGCUGGUUGAGGAAUCAGGUGGUGGCGCCGCUGACAGAAGAGUUGGUGUUCAGAGCCUGCAUGUUGCCCAUGCUGGUGCCGUGUGCCGGUCCUUCCACUGCCAUCUUCACCUGCCCUCUGUUUUUUGGAGUGGCUCAUUUCCACCAUGUCAUAGAGCUGCUGAGGUUCAGACAGGGCACCCUGUCAGGAAUUUUCUUCUCAGCAGUGUUUCAGUUCUCCUACACAGCAGUGUUUGGAGCUUACACUGCAUUCAUCUUUAUCAGAACAGGUCACCUGAUUGGUCCGGUUCUCUGUCACUCCUUUUGUAACUACAUGGGUUUCCCAGCCAUCAGCACUGCACUGGAGCACCCCCAACGCCUCGCCAUUUUAUCAUCCUACCUGAUGGGAGUUCUUCUCUUUUUCAUGUUGCUCUUUCCUUUAACAAACCCUUCCUACUAUGGGGUCCCUACUCCGGUCUGUACCCUCACCUCGUCCCCCAGCUCUCUCUGUUUUUCCUGACCCCCUUUCUCUGCCUCCACAGGCGUAUCUGCAUUUGUCCUGUUGCUGUACAAUAUUUAGGCAAUCGAGGGUUUGGUGUGUUUCACCAGUGAAGUGGCGCUGAUGUCCUUUACAAAUUGACUGGACAGUGCUGACAGGUUUCGGGGGGGGUGUAAUUUCUAAGUAAACAUUAUUUAUGGUUUUCUUUAUACAAAAGGUGGUCACAUCUCAGAAUGUGUUGAAACGAAGGUUAAUGCUCCGGGGAACGUUCUGUUCCUUCACUGACCUGAUGACCCGAACACAAAUCAUCUUCACAGCCCGUGUUUUUUUAUGUGUUCCCACAAACUUUGAUUCAAGCUUAGUAAAGGCUUGUUUGGUAAAAUUUUCCAGAUUUUUUUCUUUUUAUUAUUAUUAUUAUUAUUAUUAUUAUUAUUAUUAUGCAGCUUUCAGGUCUGUGAGGUAAUCAGACGCUUUAUUUUGCCGUUAUCUUGAUUCGUUGGGACAACCACACAAAUGGUGACGGUUGGGUUUGGUUUCAUCCCUGCUGUAUGAGUCGGGUCAUAGGAGGAUCUACAGCAGGUCCAGGUUUUGUUGGCUGAUCCAGAAUUCAUGCUACUUGUUAUGAGCUACACUUUCCCAUCUGACUGCAAUCUGACAUCAUCAGCAGGGUUUCUGUUAUCUCUGGCUGUGUGAACCUUCCGGAAGAAUCAAUACUGCUGUAGCUGCACUGAAGUACAGGAACAGAAAUUGUGUCAUUGCUAGUAUAUUCUGCAAGAUAUCUAGUUUAUUUUUAUAUUUAUGGUUUGAUUUUUAGCAUCAAGUUUUUUGCCACUUUGUUUUUAAAGCGGAGGUUCAAUCUUUAAUAUGUCCUACGUUUAGUCAUAUUCAGUAAAUUUGAUUAUUGAAGAGUUUAUUUAUUUCAAUAACUCAAUUGGGGGAAGCGCAUUAUAUAGAUUACAUACAGUUUUCAAUCUUUCAUUUCUGUUAAUUAUGAUUACAUUUCACUUUCAGUUAAUGAAAACAUGACAUUUAAGAUUGGAAUAUUUCAUUGGAUCAAUAAAAGUUCCUUUUAAUACAGAAAAGAGAGCUUCAAAAAAAUGUCUAAAGCUGCAGUGUGUAACUUUUACAAAAAAAUGCUUGUUUUUUUUUUUUUUUUUUUGCAUAUUUGUUAAAGCUGUCACCAUGCUGUGACAGUACAGUAUGAGACAGAUAAUCUGUGAAAAGAUUAUCUCUGUCACCUCCUCACAGUGCUUCUAUUGCCAUCUGAAGAAAUGCACCAAAAACAACCAAUCAGAGCCAGGAGGAGGGGCUUAGUGCUGUCAGUCAAGCUCGAGUACACGCUGCUAAAUGUGCUAAUGGCGGGAGAACAACUUCUCGUCCCAGAAUCGUUGUUUAUCUGCCCAGAGAUCAUAGGACGGUGGGAGAAUGAGCGAUGUGUACAUGAGCCUAAAUAACAGCGCUAAGACCCUCCUCCUGGCUCUGAUUGGCUGCUUCUUGUUAGCACUGGAAGAAGGCAGAGGAGUUUGAUUUCUUUUCACAGAUUAUUUGACUCAUUGUCACAAGAUGGUGACAGUUUCAAUAAAAAUAACUCAGAGGUUACAUACUGCAGCUUUAACCUCUGCUUCAAGGUUCAAAAGGUACUUAUAACUGUGUAGUUACCUGACUAUAUGUAUUUUAGGUGGCAGUAGUUGAGUGAUGGAUGACAGAAUGGCUCCAGUUGUUUAUCUCUGCAUGUUUUGUCUUUAGACACAUACAGAACCAUUCAGUAGCUAAGCUAGUUAUCUCCAUGCACAACAAGUUUCAGAAUCUUUGCUUUUUCUUUUUGUCUGAUUUUCAUCUGCAGUAUGGAUAGAAUUCUAUUCAUCUUCAUAUUUUCUAUCACCAAACGUUGGUACUGCUCAUAAAGUGUGUCAUGCUUAAGAUAGAAUGCUCAGAAGUUUGGUAAAGCUUCCACUAAAUAUUUAUUUUAUUCUUUUCAAGCAUCUUGUUAAAUGUUCCAAAACAGUCAGUAUAUUGACAAUAUGUAUGAACAUUUAACAGGCUUUACUCUGGUACUUUGGGGUUCUUUGGUGCAUUGCUAAUAUUAAAAUGAUUUAAUAGCUUGAGAGAAACAGCACGUAUAUGAGAGUUGUCACUGAAGAGUGCAAAAAUAUUUUUGUGGUAAUGGUUGUCCCUUCUAGAUAGAAAAUUUAAUGUGAAUGUCCCACAACCUCUCCCUCAAUUAAAAGCCGUGAAACAAUCCUGUAAAAGCAAAUUGGGGGAAGAAAGGCAGUUACUAAUUCAAGAGUGCAGCAUUGCUAUAUCUGCUAUAUUUGUACAGCCGAAACCAGCAAAGUUUCCCUUCAGAUGUCUCCAGACAGCAUCCAGUGACGGUUGGCUGAAUGUUAGAGGUCCAGAGCAGUUUGUUGAACAUGAGAACAACUUCAUCUGAAGGACAUAAAAAUAUUAGAACAUUGUCAACAAGUUCUCAACCCAACUUCAACAAAUCACUCCAAAUAUUAAUAAUUCACUUCUGGACUAAACAUUUGUCACCGUUCAGAGAAACGGAGCGAUUCAGACUCUGCAUCAUCAAAUACCUAAAUUUCACACGUCUGAUAGCAAUCAGUGAUUAAAAACCAUCUUCAUCGGGACGUUGCCAAGUCAUUUUUGACAGCUAGCAACAACUGCAAGAGGAAAAAUGAAUGUUGUUUGUGUUCCUCAGAAAACAUGCUAGUACUCUAUAGAAACCAGUGGCGUUUCAGUCCAACUAAUAUGGCAGAGAAACGUGAACAGUGUGAUGUUUGGGGCGGGUUUGUCCGCUUUUGUAUUAACAAUAAAAGUAGAAGUUGUGUUUAAAACUGAUGGUGUAUUUUGGCACAUCAGAUUGAGCAGUUUGGUGGUCCACCACUGGUUUGUAGCUCAGUUGGUAGGCUUGAGGAAAUUAGUUGUGGUUAAGGGCAAAACCAAACCAGAACAAAAGCUGUAAUUAAGAAAUAUGCGUGUGUCUGUGUGUGUGUGUGUGUGUGUGUCCAGUUUUGACUCGAUCAUAUCUUUGCACUUUCAGCUAGUCUUGUAGAACAUCAGUGCAUCAGUCGAUCACUUCAGCAAGACCUUCCACUUGGCAAUAUUUGAAAUUAGGCAGCUGGGAGGCAGAACAUUUCUAUGAAGAUUGAUGUUUAUGAUCAAUAAAUUGAUUGUCUAACAGAAUAAUUUUUACUCAAUCAUGUGUUAUAAGUUAUGUUGUGGCUUGAAGUACUGUGAGGACAUUGUUCAGGCAGUGAGUUCAGGUAAAGGACGGAUGAAGUGCCAGAUCUAAUUUGUGCUUUGGCAGCUAAAUGAAACAAAGCAGAUUCAUGGAGGGUCAAAGGUUUACAUCUACUGCACUGGGAAUGAAUCAUUUCAUGGCACACAGUCAAAGAACCCCCCUGACUCUAAUGGAAUUUUAAAUAUUGAGAGAGAAAAGAAAACAACUUACUCUAACAUAUUUAAAUCUUUAGUUUUUUUCUUAUUUUUAGUUUGUUUUUUUUUGGGGGGGGGGUGUUUCCAAGUAAAUCUCCCAUCAAAAAAAAAAUCUUACAUGUGUUCAAAACUCUUUCCUAACUCCUCUUCAAGGAACACAUUUAGAGGAGCUGAAAAUCCUUUUUUGUUGCAAAUUCUCUUCUGUGCUGCUCCUUCUUUCAGUCAUAUAGUCCAAACUUGGUGUUCUAACACCUAAUCUAAUCUAAUACCAUGAAUGUCUCAUUAAGCUACCAUGGUUACAGCAACCUGUAGCUGUCCAGCUUCUAAGGGUGCUAAGUUUACAACACACACAACACACACCCUGAACUUUGAUUGGCUGAACAAAGCCCAACCACUGCUGAUUGGUUGGAUUUACUGUCACUCACCACAACAGCAGCAAAUUAGAACUUGCUGUAUGUUUCCUCUUAUUCAGGCAGGGUCAGAUAUAUACAUACAGUUAAGCUAAUAAUAUUUGAUUUAAUAUCCAUUAGUAAAAUACACUUAGACCAGACACUAUGCAUGCCUGGACUUUCGACCACUCUUCUUAGUAAAAUUGGUAGAUAGUUGAUAUAAAUUGGUUAGUUUUCUGCCACAGUUCUGGCAUUGACCCAAAGGCCAUCAAUUUUCAACAGUGUUUUUUUGCUUUCUGUAACUUGCUUGUUUGUGUGGUUGGGGUUGUUGGGUGGUUGGAACAUCCAACUCUGCCUAUGUUGAACAAUCUACCAGUGUGAUUUUGGUUAAGUUGAAUCUUUUGGAGGCAAUCCUCCGUCUUCAUUAUUCCACCCAGUGAUGGCGAACCAACUGACGCUCAACGUAAUCCUACCACCACCAUGCUUGACAGAUGGGACAGUAGUGCUACGUUUGAAAGACUCACAUCAAUGUUUUACAGCAGCUCAGUCUUUGUCUCACCUGAAUGUAGAACAUUUCUCUAGAAGGUAUUUAGGUUUUCUAUGUGGGCAGGUGCAGGUUUUAGCCCAAAAUAAUGAUGUGGUUCUGGAUUGGAAAAAGCAGGUUAAAGGUUUGAUUUUGAAGUCUUCUGUGAAGUUAUUAUUGUUAAUGGUAGCCAUGCAUGGUGUCAAAUUACAGUGAGCUUGGUAAAAAGUAAAAUCAUCCUUGGAGGGAAAGCUUACAAAUUGAUGUAUGCUGCAUCAUAACAGAUGUUUAACCUCACAAGACGGCAAUAAGAACAACGGCUCUAUCUGUUGAAGUGUAGACUAAUAGUACAACACCAACACACACAAUGUAACAUUUAUAGUUUGAGAGUUAAAUUGUUAAUCAGCUCAAACAAAUGAUGUACAUAUGUUGAGCUCACAGAUGCCACAGCUAACAUUUUAUUGUCAAUAGUUUUUCUACUGCAGGUAGAGAAACUAUUGACAAUAAUUUCACAGAAUCUCACUUCAAAAACGCCAAAUCCACCCUUUAGCCCUCACCUGACACGCGCAUACGUUUCCUAUGCUCUUUUUUCUACGUUUUCUAUACUCUUCUAUGGAAUAAGUUACAAAGAGCAGUUUGGCAUUAGAAUAAUUUAAAAGUUUCCACAAAUAUUUUUUUAUGAUGAAUCUUAUGUGAUGAGUUCCAGGUCUUUGACAUUUGAAGGCUUACCUGCCAUCAGCCUCAUCAUUAGAUCCCACCGUCUGAUUUAGGUCUCACCUUUCUGGGUCACUUCAGAGUGUUAGUAGCUCCAGUCAGACGACACAUGCUUGUAAAAUAAGAGAACUUUAAACCUUAUAGCUGCAGUAUGUAACUGUAAUAUUCAUUUUUUUUUUAUAUUUGUUGGAAAAGUCACUAUGUUGAGAGAGUUUGGUAUGUGAAGACGUUAAGGUCUUCUGCAUCCUCCCAGUGCUAACUAGAAACAACUAAUCAGAGCCAGGAGGGUCUAAUGGUGCGUUCACACCAAACGCCUUACGUGCGCCAAAAAUGCGUCCAAUGCUUCAAGUUCAACGCGUGUGCACUUUGAAUGCAGACGAUGGUGCAUUCGCACCAAACGCGUUUUGUAUGUUGGUUUACAUUCUAAGUCUAUGUGGACGAGGACUAGCAUGGCAAGAGCGUCAAAAUCGCUUUUUUGUUGCUGACCUAUUUGUUGGAUGUGUCAAACACUUAAAACGCUGCAAAGGGCCCUGGACGCAUAAAACACGUUUGGUGCAAACGCGCCAUUAACGCCGUCAAUCAUGCCUUUGUGCCUGCUACAGUGCAGCUUCUCCUCGUUAGCAGAGCGUGUCGUGAAUGCUAAGGUUAGUAAAACUUCGUCACCGAUGAUGGCGGAUAAAUGGUUUUCCCAUAAUGCCAAGUUUUUUCUCCACCAUUAGCAUGUUUUGCAAUGCAUUUUUGAGGUUGAUUGACAGCGCUAAGUCCCUCCUCCUGGAUCUGAUUGGUUGUUUUCUGUCGGGAGCGGUGCAUUCCUUCAGAUGGCAAUAGUAGCUAAGGGAGGAGAUUGAUUUCUUUUUUUUUUUUUUUCACAGAUUAUCUGUCUCAUUCUUCCACAGCAUGGUGACAGCUUUACCACAUAUGUAUAAAACAUUUAUUAUAAGUUACACACUGCAGCUUUAAAACAUCUUCAGAUACGAGUCAUUUUGGGUUUAACUAUAUGAGCAUGUACGUAUAAUUGAUCAGAAGUAGACAAUAGAUCCUAAUUUGUCACUUAAUAGCUCUAAAUCAAAGUGGUUUGUUGUAUGUAGCGCACGCUGAGUUUUAUAAAUAUGGGGAGCAGAAACUUAUCACCAUGCUGUUGCUCCGUAGUCGAUCCUUAUGCAGAAAAUCAUUUUAUUUGGAGACUAAUUGGAGUGAAACUUUGGAAACACAGAUACAUGACGCAGACAUUAUUACUUUUUUGUGGACGUAAUAAUGUCUGUUCAUCGACGUACAGACAUACUAGCUAACGUCUUAAAUUGUGAGAUGUUUUCACCAGUCUCACCCUGUACAAUGACCCACUCAAGCUUCUGCAAAAUACUUUUGUUAGGAAGUGGACAACGCCAGGAAUGUGUGUAUGACUGUCAUCUUGACACCAACUUCUGUGCAACUCAGGCCUCUUUUCUAGAACCUGGCCCUGUCUGGUUAGCAGCUUCUCCCCCGCCCCCACUACUAUAAAACAUAGCCAUCUUUUGUGCGUUCCUACUAAAUAUAUGAGCCACUGUGUCAGUCUCCUACAUGUCCUCUGACUACAAAAAAAAUCAUGCCAUUGUCUGCUGAUCUCACUGAAGCACUUAGUUGGAUUUUUGUUUCAACUGUUGUAGAAAAUAAAAUGUCACCUGCUAAUUAUUUUUUGAGAAUCUGCUGCUAAAAAAUGUGGAAGAGACAAAGAAAAAAAAAGUGAUGACGCUCUGAAGUCGUCUACACAAACUGCAGCUAUAUUGCAUCUCACUAUUUUCAUAUAGAAAACGAAGAGGAAGAAAAAUGAAAUGUAUUCAUUUUCCAGACGUUUAAAAAGAAAAAAAAAAAUGAGACGCUUGGUAAAAGAAAUCCAGAGGUGUUUUUAACGAGGACUAUGUUUUGUAAUCAGAUCUAUUUUGCUGACAGAGUGUACAGAUAUGUGCAUGUAUUUUAUGCUGCCUGGGUUCUUUAUGCACAGUUCAGGUUUGGGACUGAAGAACAACAUUUGAAUAUGACAAUCUUUUUGUGGGGCAUUUGAAGUCACAUUUGUAAAUAAAUGUCUUUUUAUACA